Molecule: messenger RNA, 2272 nt
Organism: Stegastes partitus (bicolor damselfish)
Lineage: Eukaryota; Metazoa; Chordata; Actinopteri; Pomacentridae
Gene: ndrg3a
Product: ndrg family member 3a
Exons: 17
Coding region: 186-1340 (384 amino acids)
Source: RefSeq, a predicted model, not a curated record
CUCACAGCGAAAUACUAGUUGAGGCAGAGGAAGCGGGAGGCAGGCAGGCAGCGCGGCGUGUAUUGUUUACUUAGAAAUACGUUUAGCCGCCGUAAUUCAACGUUUAAACCCAGCGAGGAAUUGACUGGAGCCCAGCGGACACUUAUUUCACCGACGAGAGUGGUUUAGAGUGACCAGACAGGAAGAUGGAUGAGCUGCAGGAUGUACAGCUGACUGAGAUCAAGCCGCUGCUGACCAAUAAGAAUGCACGGAACUUUCAAGAUUUCGACUGCCAGGAGCACGACAUUGAGACUCCACAUGGCGUUCUCCAUGUGACAAUGAGAGGUGUUCCUAAGGGCAACAGACCCGUCAUCCUCACCUAUCACGACAUCGGUCUCAACCACAAGUCGUGCUUCAACACCCUGUUCAACUAUGAGGACAUGCAGGAGAUCACCCAGCACUUUGCCGUGGUUCAUGUGGACGCGCCUGGCCAGCAGGAGGGUGCCCCUCCCUUCCCCAGCGGGUAUCGUUACCCGACCAUGGACGAGUUGGCUGAGAUGCUGCCCUCUGUGAUGACUCAGCUGAAGGUCAACAGUGUGAUCGGCAUCGGCGUGGGAGCAGGAGCGUACAUCCUCACCCGCUUUGCACUGAACAACCCCACCCUGGUGGAGGGGCUGGUUCUGAUCAAUGUUGAUCCAUGUGCUGAAGGCUGGAUUGACUGGGCUGCUUCAAAGCUGUCUGGAUGGACCAGUAACUUGGUGGAUAUUGUCAUGGCUCACCACUUCAGCACUGAUGAGCUGACAGAGAACCAGGAGCUGAUCCAGACCUACCGCCUCCACAUCGCCCAAGAUAUCAACCAGGACAACUUGGCCCUCUUCUGCGGCUCCUACCAAUACCGUCGAGACCUUGAGAUCGAGAGGCCAGUUGUAGGUCUGAAUGAGGACACAGUCAACACACUAACAUGCCCUGCUUUGCUGGUGGUUGGUGACACAUCACCUGCUGUGGAGGCUGUGGUGGAGUGCAAUUCCAGGUUAAAUCCUACCAAGACUACAUUGCUAAAGAUGGCUGAUUGUGGAGGCUUGCCCCAGGUUGUGCAGCCUGGGAAACUCGCUGAGGCAUUCAAGUACUUUGUUCAGGGCAUGGGCUACAUUCCCUACGUUCUUCUCAGUCACUUGAGCAACGAAUCAGUGCCGUCAGCAGGAAUGACUCGUCUGGCUCGCUCACGUACCACCUCCUCUUCCAGCAUCACCUCCAUGGACAGCAGUCGCAGUCGCAACAACCUCAACAGCCUGCUGGAGGGCAGCGCCACCGGGGCCCUGGACAGCCAGGCCGGGCCCCAGACCAUGGAGGUCUCCUGCUAAACCCCACUGUGUCCCUGCACUCUCCCAUAGUAACUUAUGUGCCCCCCUGCCCUCUCUGUCUCUCUCUCUCUCUCUCUCUCUUGCCCCCUCUCUCUUUCUCUCUCCUCAGCAACUCAAUGCCAGGAGAAUCUGUAAUGACCUAUGUGAUUAGAAAGGAGGAUGUAAUGAAUAUAUUAACAGAUGCAUAUUAUAAAAUAUUAUAUUAAAUACACUGUCAAAGUCACAUUCCUAUCAGAAACCAUAGUUACAUUCAGAUGUGUUGUAUAUUCCAAUGGUUAAACCAUAUGAUUGACCAUAUGACUCAACUGUCCAACCUUGUAUUUAUUUUUUUUUUCAUAUUGUCUUUGUUUUGAAUGUCUUCACACGCUGUAGAAACCCUCCUUGUGUUCAAAAUAAUGUUUGUUUUUUUUAACUCUUAACAUAUGGGCUACAUUGAUUGUGAGUCAUUUGUAUCUUUGUUAUUACUUCCAAACUUGCUGCAAUGCAAAUUACUCACAAAGUCUACAAAAAGACCACUAAAUCUACAGCUGCCGCAGAAAUAGGACUGCAGCACACACUUAAAACCUUGACGCCAGGUAAAGUGAUGGUACAUGGAAGUAGCAUUGCAUACUGUAGCACACUAAGCAAAACUAAGUCAAAUCCUUGUAGAGAGUUGCUUUUGAACACUAGGUUGUGUCUCACUUCACAAUACGUUCAUUUGCUUUGGAUUGUUUUUUGUAAUUGGACUCAUCAUCUCCUUUUCCUUUCUGCUUUGUGUUGAUGUUUUUGUUCAGUUGAAUAGAUUAUUCAGUGAAGUUUUAACGACCUUUAACAAGUGGAAUCGGAUGUGAAAAGUAUGAGUCUCCUCACGCAGGGGCCAAGUGGUGCUUCUCACUGUCUGCUGAUUCAGCUCAUUUAUAUUACUACUGAAUAAACUACAAGAUGAGAACAUG